AUGUGAUACACAAUGCGACACCGGAAGUUCCGCAUUACGGCAGCUAGUGAAGUGAUGCCAUAACAGGCAAGCGGCUAACGCUAAUGUUUGCUAAGUAAUUAGCAUCGUCGGUUUUGGGUUGUGUGCAGUUGUUCCAGUCUGAGCCAUGGAACAGUGUCUGUGUGUGGAGCGGGAGCUGGAGAAGGUGCUGCAUCGCUUUGUGACGUACGGCCACCAGUCUGAGGAGAGGCUAGAUGAACUCCUGCGCAGUGUCUGUGAUAUUCGAGCACAGCUAGUUGCUUUUGGAGUACAAGAUGCAGACCUAUCAGUCCUAUCCCAGACUAUGGCCCAGUGUUGUAAAAAUAUCAAGGAGACAGUGCAGAUGCUAGCCUCUCGACAUAAAGACAUCCACGGCAGUGUGUCGAAAGUUGGCAAAGCCAUUGACAGGAAUUUUGAUGCAGAAAUCAGUGCAGUGGUGGCAGAAACAGUUUGGGACACCCCAGAAAGACAGAAAUACCUGAGUGAGACCAUUGUGGAGCAUCUGUACAGACAAGGCAUGCUCAGUGUUGCAGAGGACCUUUGUCAGGAGUCUGGUGUAGUUAUUGACAUGAGUAUGAAGCAACCUUUUCUGGAACUAAACAGGAUCCUUGAAGCUCUGAGAAUGCAGGACCUUCGGCCAGCAUUAGAAUGGGCCGUUACAAAUCGCCAGCGCCUUCUGGACCUCAACAGCAGUUUAGAGUUCAAGUUGCACCGCUUGUACUUUAUAAGUCUUCUCAGUGGAGGAAUCGGUAACCAAAUGCAGGCUCUGCAGUACGCCCGGCACUUCCAACCCUUUGCCUCUCAGCACCAGAGAGAUAUCCAGAUCUUAAUGGGUAGUUUGGUUUAUUUGCGUCACGGCAUCGAGAACUCACCGUAUCGCAGUUUACUUGAGACAAAUCAGUGGGCUGAGAUCUGCAACAUCUUUACCAGAGAUGCCUGUGCUUUGCUGGGCCUCUCUGUAGAGUCUCCUUUAAGUGUUAGUUUUGCAUCGGGUUGCAUGGCCUUGCCAGUGUUGAUGAACAUCAAACAGGUGAUUGAGCAGAGACAGUGCAGUGGAGUCUGGACCCACAAAGACGAGCUGCCGAUUGAAAUCGACCUGGGGAAGAAAUGCUGGUACCACUCUGUGUUUGCCUGCCCGAUUCUCCGGCAGCAAACCUCGGAAAGCAACCCUCCCAUGAAGCUCAUCUGUGGCCACGUCAUCUCCAGAGAUGCCCUCAACAAACUCACCAAUGCGGGGAAGUUGAAAUGCCCGUACUGUCCCAUGGAGCAGAAUCCUUCACAUGCCAAGCAGAUUUACUUUUGAUACCACAGACUUAACAUAAGGGAUAAAGUGACCUGGAGCUCUAUGCAUUUCCAGGAGUCUUUGCUCUGGCCCUGUCCUCUGCCCCUCAUCUCCUGGCCUGUUCUUGUAAACAUUAAGUGCUCCUCUGGACAGCUUGGACCCUCCAGCUUUGUGUAAUUUACAGCAUGGAAGGUCCUGCAGCAACCUGCAGUAGAGUGAAGAGUCUGUGGGAAUGUCUUUACAAAGAAGCACCUCUUUAAAAAAACAACAAAAAAAAGGAACCUUCAUUGAAAUGAAUUUGCAAAGGCCUGCAGAGUUAUUAUCUUAUAUUUCAAGUAUGUAACACUUUCUGGUGUUUGUUCCUCAGCUUUAUUCAGCUCGUUUUUUUUUUCCUUUGUUGUUCUAGAUUUUUUUUCUCGGCAGAAAUAAAGCUGAGUGGUUUUGUUAUGAAUGGGGAUGGAUUUUUUUUUUGAGAAACUGAUUGGUAGAUUUUGUUUUCAGAGUGGUAGUUAAUUUAUGUUUUAUCCAGGAAAACCUGCGUAGAAGCGGACUGCUUUCAAAGCUUUCUGUUUGUCAGUUGAGGGGGAUGGAGGUGUUUCGUGAACUCAACUUUAGAUUGAAAUCCUUAAUUUUUUCUUUUCUUUUUUAAAUAAAGACCUCUUGUAGCUUGAGUCUCUGUAUACUGAUGCAUCUAUCGGAUCAGCAGAACAAACACCACAAGCAGUAGAACAGCUUUCUUUAUUUUAUAAUUAUUAUUUUUUAUUUCUCUGUGAUUGACUGCACCAGCAACCCCCACCCCUCCCUUCCCAUUAUAAAAGCCAUUCGUCUAGUUCUAUGUAUGUAUUUGAGAAAAGUGACAAAAACAUAUAUACUGCUGUAAAAUGUGUUUGGUUCCUGUUCUCCAUCACACCCACCUGCGUAUGAAAUUGCAAAAUGCGUAACCAACACUACUCUGGAGAAACGUGGACUCAAGAGGCCACGUUACUUGUGAAGUUGCUUCAGUCUGUGUAUGCUAAGCUAGCACGCCGUGUCAUUUGGAGAUGUAAAUCGGUGUGAUGGUCGCCUUAUUAUGAGUUGCGGUGACUUUGGGCUUGUGACAAAGCUUUACUUGUGUAUGGGAAAAGUCUAAUGGUCAUUGUUGCUGUCGUUUCAUAUAUACUUAAAAAAAUGCCUCUGCUGUAUAAGGUUUGCUUUUAUUUGGGUAAAAUCCAGCCAUUUCCUCAGGGUACAGGUCAAUGGUUCACCCUGCGUUUAGUAUUAAAGCUGUACAUUACUAGGAGUACUGUCACCGUUCACAGCUCCUCGGAGUUUUCCUUGUUGCAGCAUCCUCUUGCAGAAAAUGUGAAGGCAGGUGCAUGUGCACACUUCAGCAUGUGUAGUCAGGUUUUCUACUGAAGGUUCCUGGAGUCUCCUUUAGAAAUUUUGAUGUCACCUCACGUUCUGCUGAGGCAACUUUCUUCAACAAGGCCCCGCACCAGCAUAGCUCACCCCCAUGAUGCAAUGUUACACUCAGUUUUCAGUGAAUCGAGCCUUUUGGUUGGUUUUAAAGGACAUAAGUGACCUGUUUUGAUUGCUAUUUCACAGAGCUUUCUUUUUUCGUUGACAAUCGUUCGUUGCUUCUUUGGGUGCCGCUGUGUUCUCUUCACUUCCUCGAAUUUCCCUCUUUAUUUUUAUUUUUUUUUGUGUGUCAUGAAACUUUUACUGUACAUAUUUAUCCUCUAACAUAUUUCAUAUCCCUGCAUCUAAUAUUAAAGUUAAAAUUUAUACUCA
Molecule: messenger RNA, 3070 nt
Organism: Oryzias latipes (Japanese medaka)
Lineage: Eukaryota; Metazoa; Chordata; Actinopteri; Beloniformes; Adrianichthyidae
Gene: rmnd5b
Product: required for meiotic nuclear division 5 homolog B
Biological process (GO): proteasome-mediated ubiquitin-dependent protein catabolic process
Cellular component (GO): cytoplasm; GID complex; nucleus
Molecular function (GO): ubiquitin protein ligase activity; protein binding
Source: RefSeq, a predicted model, not a curated record